Brassica rapa (field mustard) is the source of this 2481-nucleotide messenger RNA. RefSeq names its product feruloyl CoA ortho-hydroxylase 1. NCBI's taxonomy places the organism in Eukaryota, Viridiplantae, Streptophyta, Magnoliopsida, Brassicales, Brassicaceae. The record is from RefSeq and is a predicted model, not a curated record.
AGUGGGGAUUCAAAGCGCUAGGCUGCACAUCUUACGAACCCUAUUGUCUAUUGAUGCGAGCGUGGAAAGAUAACUUUGUUCUGGAAGAGAGAUACUUCUUUUCAUUAUGCGAACCAGUCUGCUUUUGGUGGUAACAAGUUUGGGCUUUUAAAGGCCCAUUAAGUUUGGUCAAAAUAAGCUCGUUAAAAUGGUAAUUUGCUUAGCGCAACAAGAAGCAUGCCUAGUCCCAUGCUUCUCCACCUACCAAGAUUAUUUAUCAUAAGUUUAAGGUUUGUUAUGUACUUAUGUCACAAGAAAUUUUUUUGAUUCUUUCCAUUUUUUUUUCCUCUUACGACUGCAAUGUGUACGGAUAUAGCGUUUCUUAAUUAUUAGACGAGAUCACACAAAAAUUUGUAUAUAUUGUCGUGGAGAGAGGGAUAGACAUUGUUGUAAGAAAGAAGGAUAAAACACAUUAGAUAUAGUAACUGUUACGUUACUGUGAUGUCUAUGUCUCUAUGAUAUAUAUGACAUUUGAUUUACAUUCAUCAUGGUUAGCAACGUACUAACUAAUAUUACUAAACGUAUAUAUGAAUGACUGGGAUUACUGAAAUAUUUGAUUCAUUACUAACAUUAGUUACCCUCCACCUAAACCAAUGCAGAGCUAAUCUAACAAAUCAAUGGAUGACCUUUGAAAUUUCGUUCAUUUGAGUCAUGAAUAACAUUACAUGCAUAUUAGUAUUACCACAAGAAUUUGCGCAUGUUUGUAAAAUGUGAAAAGCAAUGUAAGAUAUAUAAUUUUCAUUAGAAUUACAACUUUGUUAAUAAAUAUACGUACAUCUUUAUGUAUUCAAUUUUAAACAUCUUUAAAAAAAUUAGCGUGACAUUCUUUUCUCUUUACCAAAAUUAUCUUAUGUUUCAAACUUUCGAUGACUCCAUGAUAAUCCUUUAUGACAGUUUAGAGCUUGUAUUUAGCAAAAUGCCACUUUAGAAAGCUGACCAUAUCCAAAUUAAAAUAAAGUUAUCCUACUGACUAAAUUUUUUGAAACACUAUUAAAUUAAUACAGAUGGAACUUUUAAAAAAAAGAAAAAGGCGGGAAGAAGAAGCAUGGUGAGAGCCAUAAAGGUUGGUCACUCAUAAGCUGAUCACAUUCUCUUCCCUUUUAAAUACUCUGUGGACUCAGUAACUUAUCUUCACAACACAAUCAAAAUUCUCCAAUCUUUAUUCUAAAAUUUCAACCUAAUGGCUCCAACAGUCUCUACAACCCAAUUCUCGGACCCAGCUGAAGUAACCGAGUUCGUUGUCAACCAAGGAAACGGCGUAAAGGGUUUGUCAGAAACAGGAAUAAAAGCUCUUCCAGAUCAAUACAUUCAACCAUUCGAAGAACGUCUCAUCAACAAUUUCGUCAACGAGACAGACGAAGCCAUUCCUGUCAUCGACAUGUCGUACCCCGACGAGAGCAAAGUGGCUAAAGCUAUCUGUGACGCUGCUGAGAAAUGGGGUUUCUUUCAAGUGAUCAACCAUGGAGUUCCUUUGGAAGUUCUUGACAACGUGAAGGCCGCUACUCACAGAUUCUUCAAUCUUCCUGUAGAAGAGAAGAGCAAAUACACAAAGGAGAAUUCUCUGUCGACCAAUGUUAGGUUCGGUACGAGUUUCAGUCCUCGUGCAGAGAAGGCUUUGGAGUGGAAAGAUUAUCUCAGUCUCUUCUUUGUCUCUGAAACUGAAGCAUCACAGUUUUGGCCUGAUGUUUGCAAGAAUGAAGCUCUAGACUACAUGAACAAGUCCAAGACAAUGGUGAGGAAGCUUCUAGAGUAUUUGGGGAAGAACCUCAAUGUGAAAGAGCUAGACGAGACCAAAGAGUCACUCUUCAUGGGUUCGAUUCGAGUCAACCUCAACUACUAUCCCAUCUGUCCUAACCCUGACCUAACCGUUGGCGUUGGCCGCCACUCUGACGUCUCUUCCCUCACCAUUGUCUUACAAGACCAGAUCGAUGGUCUCCACGUGCGUUCUCUGGUGUCAGGGAACUGGGUUCACGUGCCACCGGUUCCCGGAUCUUUCGUGAUCAACAUCGGAGACACCAUGCAGAUCUUGAGCAAUGGUCGUUACAAGAGCGUGGAGCAUCGUGUCUUAGCUAACGGUAGCAACAACAGAAUCUCGGUACCUAUCUUUGUGAAUCCAAAACCAGAGUCAGUGAUUGGUCCUCUUCUCGAGGUGAUAGCAAAUGGAGAGGAACCGAUCGAUAGAGACGUCGUGUACUCUGAUUACGUUAGGUACUUCUUCAAGAAGGCACAUGAUGGAAAGAAGACCGUUGAUUUUGCCAAGAUAUGAUCACAAUCAGCUCUUGAUGGAGUUUGGUUUCUUGGUUUUGUUUGUUUGUUUGUUGCUUCUUGUUUGUGUGUGAAUAAAGAAGAAAGAAGAGACAUAGUCUGAUGUCUUCUUGACACUUUAUUUGGUAUUGUAUUGUAUAACUAUCACUGAUCAAUACAAAUUACUCUUUUUGUCUA